UCAGAACACGACGGAGAAGCAUUUUUGCAAUUUCGUCAACUCCCGCGCAUUCCUUCCCAUCCAGAACAGCCCCAACAAGUGGGAUGCGAAGGUAUAAUUGCAUGGUGAAUGAUGAGGAGAAGUCCAGUCAUCGCCUGAGCUUCAGUUCGCAAAGGUGGACAGGAUGGCCAAAAGACUGAGCAGCUCGUGUCUAGCAGUCCUGGCGAUCAUCGUCGUGGCUGAAUGUGUACCAACAUCCGUUCUCGUGGAAACCACCAAAGAUGCCAGCAAAACAGUGAAAAGAUCCCCGGAAGGUCUCAAAUCGAUUGCCACAUCAAAGGAGGAGAGUACACAGAGCGUCUCGGAUGGUGUUGAGAAGAUGCCACAGAAACGUGGUGUUGUCCCUCAAAAUCUACCAUCAUCCGCCUAUGGAUAUCCCAGUGAAUAUCCACUGAGUGGAGUGGUAAAUGGUGUGUGGAACGAUGAGCCAACUCUUGGCCUCUAUCAAGAUUGGGAUGACAUCUACGAACCGGCCAAUCGACAUGGUGCUGCUUAUGACAAUCUCCAGAAUCUUCUCAAUUCUCAAUUCUACACUGAACCCGUAGCCCUACCCCUCGAGUAUUCCUACAAAUACUACGGAGAUCGCAAGAAGCGUUCCAGUGACAAGAAACACCCAAAAAGACGAACAGCUAUAAGGCCAAAACGCAAUUCCAAAUUGAGUCCCGCUGACAUUUUAGCUCUGACAUCUUUGCUUGAAGGAUCUGAGCGUGGUCGUUUGUAUGAACCGGAUUUAUUGGAAUCAGCUGGAUAUCCUCCAUAUGUCCAGUUUGCUGGACCAAUUGCUGAUGACAAUGAACGCGAGGAAUGGAUUAACAAUUGGUCAGAUGCACCAGUUGAAUAUCUUCCACAGUACGCCAUUGAACCAGUUCCACGCUACGAAGUUUUCCGAGAUUCUCCGACACCACGAUUCGGCAAUCGGGGCUUCCCAGCGAAACGUUUUAUGGUGUCUAAGAAGAAAUUUCACGUUCCCGACGAGGGAAAUGCACACAAAUAUUUUUAAAUAAGAAAAAACAAAUAAAAAAUUGAAUUUUUAAAAAACAACCAAAAGCACACACACACACAAUAAGAAAAAAAAUCCUAAAAGGUGUAAAUGUAAAAGCCAGAUGACUUAAAUACCUGGCCAUUAAUGUUAAAUUCCCGAUCUUCUCCCCGCCCCCCCCCCCCCCAAAACAAAGAAGAAAAAAAAAUAAGAAAUGAAGAAGAAAAUUCUCCCCAUUUUAACCAUCUCUCACGAACAAGAAGGAUCAUGAAGAGAUUAAUAUUAUUUUUGUAAAAGAAUACCAACUUUCAUCUCAAUGGUGGGUGCAAAAUGGAUAUAACUAUCAUCAACAUUGGACGAUUUAUCAUGUGUGUCAAAUAUUUUAAACUAAAAUCGUUGAAGAGGAGAGAACCUUAUGACAAAAUGUGGCUCAGAGAAACUUUCUAAUUAUAUGUAAUAUGUGACAUUAUCAGAGAUAAAUAAUAUAUUAAAUAAAUAGCAGUUACUUUGGUGUCCA
Molecule: messenger RNA, 1535 nt
Organism: Phlebotomus papatasi
Lineage: Eukaryota; Metazoa; Arthropoda; Insecta; Diptera; Psychodidae
Exons: 6
Coding region: 164-1039 (291 amino acids)
Source: RefSeq, a predicted model, not a curated record